Molecule: messenger RNA, 3136 nt
Organism: Paramisgurnus dabryanus
Lineage: Eukaryota; Metazoa; Chordata; Actinopteri; Cypriniformes; Cobitidae
Gene: prr16
Product: proline rich 16
Biological process (GO): positive regulation of translation; positive regulation of cell size
Source: RefSeq, a predicted model, not a curated record
AUUCGUCUUUUAUGGUUCACUGCUGAUGAAAAUAAAUUCAAAAAUUUAAAUAUCUAUUUUUUUUGCAUACUACGGUUGUUGGUUAAAAUGUCACAUUAAAAUGAUCCACGAGCACUACUACUUAUGUAGUUAUUUAUUAGCAGACACACGUCAGUAAACGGAUCGAUUCUUCACAUUCAAGAGAUCCGAUAUCCAGUCCCAGGCUCCGUGUGUUUGUCAGAGAAAAGUGAUGUGAAUAAAAUCUGUUGCCCUCUGACUUGAUGCUGCUUGUGCUCGUGUCAGUGUUUAAAUGUUGUAGGAGGAAUGAAUAAUAAUAAGUGAAUAUUUUCGUCCUCUCCGCAUUAUUCGUGAUUCAUGAGGUCGGUGUUUAUGUGGCGCGUAUGUCCGUUGUUCCAGUGCGCAUGCGCAAGCUCACCGGGACCCGCUGCAUCUUUAAUAAAACACGCGAACAUUUUUAGUAUGCGUGGUGAUCGUCAUGAGAGGACACGAAACACAGCCGUGAUCCGCUCCGGUUCGGAGGAUGUCCGGCGUCACAGCCGUGAAUAAAGUUAAGGUCAAGCGACAGAUUCGUGGCAUCGUGAAAGAUCUGGAGAACAUCUUAGGAGAUCUGAAGGAUGUAGCGAAGGAACUCAAAGAGGUGGUCCAUGAUAUCGACUGUCUGACAUCAGACCUUCAUCUGGAGGAGGAGACGAGGGACAGCUCAAAGACGGACACGCUCAACAGUAGUUCCAGCAGUAUGACCACCACCUCCAGCAUGGAGAGGAUCAAAGUUUACCCGGAGGAGAUGCUCCUCAGACCUUCAUCUGUGUCCUCUGCCAUUCUCACGGUUCUAAAGAGACCCAACCCGCCCCUGCCUCCGCCCUGCACCGCCCUGUCCAGAGGCGAGGAUCACGAAGACCCAUCCUCGGGGAUACUAAUGGCGGCAAAUGGGCCGCUGAUACGGAACGGCGCUUUCCCAGCCAUCACAUACAGCCGAGGCUCCUGUCACGGACCCAGAAUCGCAGGGCCGCCGGCGGCUCCGAGGCACGAGAAGAACCGCUGUCCUCAGACCACGAGGGAACGAGUCCGGUUCAGCGAGAAGGUCCAAUAUCACGGCUACUGUCCCGACUGUGACUUGCAGUGCGACGCGGACGACACGGAUUUGCACUUGCAUACAGAAGUGAUCGAUGUCAAACUGAGUCGGAGUCCUCAUCUGUGUACGCCACCGGCUCAGAUCCUGGCGGAGAACGGAAACCUCGCUUUCAGCCCGCUAACAGCCCGCGCCUCGCAAAAACCACACAAGACCAUCCUGCGCAAGUCCACCAGCACGACUGUCUGAUGUUUGUUGGAUCUGACCGAACGCUGUUUAGUUCUCUGCAGGUCCUUUUCAUUUGAGAGCUCCAUCCACUUCACCUGAAGAUGCUCAUGAGGUUUAAGAGGGAGGAUCAGGAGAACCACAGAGGAGAACCGCUGCACCUCACAUGUCUGGAGAUGUUGAAUGGUCUUGUGAUGAGCAUCUUCAUCUCAUAAUGUGGUGUUCAGUGAGUCCAUAACAUCUAAGGCAGUGGAAAUCUCUUGGAAAAUCACAAAUCUCCACACGGAGAAACACAACAACAUUUCAUCUUAUAUUUGACUUAUUUGAGUUCUUCUAAGAUCAACAUUUAAAAGGAUUAAGUAACGUGAAGUCUGAGGGGUUGAAAGAGAUCUUAUAAUGUUGCUGCUAUCAACACAAACCAAACUUUACACAUACUGAUUUACAUCAAAACAUUUAUGAGAAGUAUAUAGUCUGAGAGAAAGUGUCAGAUGAUGUAUACAGUGCAAGAUGGUGUAUAUGAGAUGAUGUAUACAGUGUGACAUACAGUGUGAGAUGAUGUAUACAGUGUGAAAAGAGUGUGAGAUGAUGAAUACAGUGUGAGAUACAGUGUAACAUGAUCUAUACAGUGUGAGAUGCAGUGUGAGAUUAUGUAUACAGUAUGAGAUGACGUAUACAGUGUGAGAUACAGUGUGAUAUGAUGUAUGCAGUGUGACAAACAGUGUGAGAUGAUGUAUACAGUGUGACAAAGAGUGUGAGAUGAUGUAUACAGUGUGAGAUACAGUGUGACAUGAUGUAUACAGUGUGAGAUGACGUAUACAGUGUGACAAAGAGUGUGAGAUGAUGUAUACAGUGUGAGAUACAGUGUGACAUGAUGUAUACAGUGUGAAAAGAGUGUGAGAUGAUGAAUACAGUGUGAGAUACAGUGUAACAUGAUCUAUACAGUGUGACAUACAGUGUGAGAUGCAGUGUGAGAUGAUGUAUACAGUGUGAGAUGAUGUAUGCAGUGUGAGAUGACGUAUACAGUGUAAGAUACAGUGUGAGAUGAUGUAUACAGUAUGAGAUGCAGUGUAUGAUGAUGUAUGCAGUGUGAGAUACAGUAUGAGAUAAUGAAUACAGUGUGAGAUACAGUGUGACAUGAUGUAUACAGUAUGAGAUGCAGUGUAUGAUGACGUAUACAGUGUGACAUACAGUGUGAGAUGAUGUAUACAGUGUGACAUACAGUGUGAGAUGAUGUAUACAGUGUGACAUACAGUGUGAGAUGAUGUAUGCAGUGUGAGAUGACGUAUACAGUGUAAGAUACAGUGUGACAUGAUGUAUACAGUAUGAGAUGCAGUGUAUGAUGACGUAUACAGUGUGACAUACAGUGUGAGAUGAUGUAUACAGUGUGAGAUACAGUGUGAGAUGAUGUAUACAGUGUGGGAUGCAGUGUGAGAUGAUGUAUACAGUGUGAGAUGACGUAUACAGUGUGACAUGAUGUAUACAGUAUGAGAUGCAGUGUAUGAUGAUGUAUGCAGUGUGAGAUACAGUAUGAGAUAAUGAAUACAGUGUGAGAUACAGUGUGAGAUGAUGUAUACAGUGUGAGAUACAGUGUGAGAUGAUGUAUACAGUGCUGAGCUCUGCCAACAGAAAGUCAAAACAACACUGUUCACUUCUGUCACAUUCUCAAUCAAUCAGUGUACAGAACGUGACCUUUUUAAAGGCAUUUGUUUUUGUAUAGAGAACCUUGAAAUAUUUAAAGAGCUUAUUUUUGAUAUGAGAUGAUUUUAAAGAUGUCAGCAUUUUUGACAAUAUAAAAUGAAAAUUGUAUGUUAAGUACCAAUUAAAAAUAUGAAAAUAUCUGCA